AUGGGUACACGCUUCAAAACGGAAUCCAAAGACCCCGCUGUCAAUGUCACGACAUGGGUUCUUCUGGUCGUUGUCAUUCUGAGCGUCAGUGCCCGGCUGGGAACAAAAUUUAACUUAUUCCACAAAUUGACGAUAGAUGACUUGUUAAUUGUGGCUUCUUUGGUAUUCUGCAUUGUGCAAAGCGUGAUCAUAUCCAUGGCUGUGGCCUCUGGGUAUGGAAAGCACUUUAAAGAUUAUCUGUACGCCGGGUCGCUUCUAUACCUCAUUAGCCUUACGUUAUCGAAGUUAUCUCUCGCUGUUUUCAUCCGGAGCUUAACACCAACAUCAAAAGAUAGAAAGUAUGCUCGUCUUGUGGAGGGCAUGAUUUGUACAUGGGCUGUCAUCACAAUAUUUGGUACUGCCUUCCAAUGUUCCCUACCGCGGACGUGGGAUUUCAGGAACGGCAAAUGCUUCAAUGAGAUGGCAUGGCGCUUCUUCGUCACCGGCUCCAAUAUCGUCACAGAUCUUAUAAUAUUUUCCCAAGCUAUGAUCCUCAUUUCUAGCAUUCAGACUUCGUUGAAACGACGUAUGAUAUUCGCCGGUAUAUUCAUGCCAAGACUCCUUGUCUCUGCGGCUGGCAUUGGCCAGCUUGCGUUGAUUAAGAAAGGUACCCAGUCACGCGAUCCCACUUAUGGCCUGUGUGAUAUUACGAUUGUGGAAGUCACUGUGCAAUGCCUGAGUAUUGUAACAGCAUGCUGGGGUCAGCUCAAGCCAUUUCUCUCAUGGAUGAGAACCAAUGGGCUCAAAAUUGAGGGCGUGGACGAUCCAACCAGCUCGAAUUACAAGUACAACCGGUCGCAAACAAAUGCCAGGUCGAGCCAUAGGGGUCAUGGCACUUCGCAAUUUUCUAUGAGGGAUCAGAUUCUAGUCACACAAGACUGGGAGGUGGACAGCCAGUCUAGUCGGGCGCAAAUCAUCUCAGAGAACCAGCCUUGGUCUGCGGGUGGCAAGCGAUCUACCGAUCGACUCAGCGGAUGA
Molecule: messenger RNA, 1017 nt
Organism: Penicillium waksmanii
Lineage: Eukaryota; Fungi; Ascomycota; Eurotiomycetes; Eurotiales; Aspergillaceae
Exons: 5
Coding region: 1-1017 (338 amino acids)
Source: RefSeq, a predicted model, not a curated record